ACAGUGAACGAACUUACACAGCGUAGCUUACACCAAUCACCACCGUAAAAUGUCGAAUGCCAUAAAACCAGAAGUGAGUGAUAAUAAAAGAAGCUAAGUGAAAAACCAACUGCCGUCCGAGCAUUUAACCGAAACGUUGGUCACUUUGUCUAAUGGAGAUUUCAUACAGUUUGAUGAUGAUGUUUAUGCUGAUAAUGAUGGAUUAUUUGUGAAGCUUUUACAGACGCUCGCUGACGAUAUGCAGUAUAAAGUGAUAUUUACAUUGUAGAGCGCUAAAAUACAAACAAAUAUAGAUAUGUAUAUGUAUUUAUACGUAUGCAUAUAAAUGAAGUAAAGUGAACCUUUGAAGUGGUGACGUGUGUGAAAAAAAUGGUUUUCCAGUAAAUAUGUACCAGAAAGGCAAACAACUCGUAUUAUCAUGUCGCUGAAGUUGUUGUUAAUGUUGGUGUUGAUAGUUAUUGUCAGAGAAGAAGAAGCAGCAGCAGCAUUUUCCAAGUACGCUAAUAUGAACUAUGAACAGCAACAACAAUAACAACUAACACAAUACAACAACAAUGUGUUUGAUUAAUCGCUAAACGACGCGGAAGCGCUUUGUUUAGUGAUUGUUGUCACGUGACUGCAUAACAUUUUAAACGGCUAACGGUAAAGCGAACCACCGCCCACAAAGCGUUGCAGCAAAGCUUCAACUUUAAAAGACUUUAAUUGUGUUUAAACGAUUGCUAUGCUUUUGUUGGGUAAAAUGUGAACUCGUGAGUGAAGUCGCUUGCGCUUGCAUGCCUUGAAGUGCGAGAGGAAAUUAAGAAUUUUCAAUUCACAACAAAUGAACUGUUAAACAACGGCGCUUGGCUUGUCAUAAAUAAAAUCGGCUGGUUACACUUUUAAAGUAUGGUUUAUGGACGCAGCAUCGCCAUCGGUGGCUGUCUGCUGCUUUUGGUCAUUACACUUUCGGCAUUAAUAUUCUAUUUAAGUUUAGGACCCUGUCCGCAGGGCACAUUCGCCUGUGAUGGCAACACGUUGUGCGUGCCGCAGCGUCAAAUUUGUGACAAUCGCACAGAUUGCGACGACGGCAGUGACGAACACCCGGUCGAGUGUGGCCUACUUUAUGGCAGUAAGGCGCUGACCGAUAAAAUUGUCGGCAAUGCAAUCGAACGCCGUCGACAACAACAGCGACAAAAGCAACAACAGCAAAGUAAGAUAUUUAGCAGCGGUCACAAUGGCACCGCGACAGAAUUGAUAAAUGUGACGACAGUGGGUGUGACACCGUUGGGGCAAGCAACCAUUGACACCGAAAAUGGUGGACGGAGUACGCAAGUGAGUGACAACGAUACAGUUUGCGAAAUAACAACAUAUCCGAAAGGUGUUUGCACCUGCCGCCAGCGUACUUUAUUGUAUUGUGGACGCAAGGCGAAAUUAAUCCGCAUACCGCGCUUAAGCGCUGAGGUGACGCAUCUGAUGAUCGGUCGCAGUAAUUUGACGCUGCGUGAAAAUAGCUUUACUGGGCUGAAACACUUACAGAAGCUCUCACUGAAGCAUUGCAACAUAUCGCAUGUGCCGCUAGGCACAUUCAAUGGCCUACAUCAGCUGGAGAAAUUGGAUGUGCGGCAUAACAAUAUAAGCACAUUGGCAGUUGGCAUAUUUCGUGGCAUGAAUUCGCUGGUGUGGCUCUUUCUCAUUUCGAAUCAAUUGCGUCAGUUGCCGUUGGCGCAAUUUGUGGACAUGCCACGCCUCGAAUGGUUGAUGCUGAGUGAUAAUUUGCUCACACUGCGUAACGAGAAAUUUCCGCACAUGCAGCGUCUCUAUGAAAUCUAUUUGGAUUCAAAUGCCAUUGAGUACAUUUCAGAGGACAUGUUUGCAAAUCUUGCCACUUUAAAUCUGUUAAAUCUCAAUGACAAUCGUAUUACCCACAUUCAUCCGAGAGCUUUUUGGAGUUUGCAUGACAUCAGAGAUAUCCGACUCAUUGGUAAUCCCCUGAAGGAGCUAUCUGGCGAAGUAUUUCUACGCAGUAGUUGCUUAGAAGCGCUUUCCCUCAGUCACACACCCUUAUACAUCAGCCAUCAGCUUGUUGGAUAUCUAAAUAUUUCGUAUCUUAAUUUGACGGGCAUCCCAUUCGAGCGCAUAGAUUUUGAAGCCAUCAAUCUGAUGUCUAACCUCAAGUAUAUUGAGUUCGAUCGUUUCUACUUCUGUUCGAUGACACCGCAACUUCGUAUGUGUAAGCCGAAUAGUGAUGGAGUUUCGUCAUUUCGGGAUCUGCUGAGUAAACCGGUGCUACGCUACUCGGCUUGGAUAAUGGCUUUUGUAACGGUAGUGGGAAAUAUAAUGGUACUUUGGGGACGUUUCAUCUAUCGCGAUGAGAACAUUGCCGUCACAAUGGUUAUACGCAACUUGGCACUGGCUGAUAUAUUAAUGGGUUUCUAUUUAAUAACAAUUGGCGUACAGGAUUAUCGUUAUCGGAGCGAAUAUUACAAGGUCGCACUGGAUUGGAUUACCUCUUGGCAGUGCGCGGCUAUCGGCUCGCUGGCCGUCACAUCAUCCGAGGUGUCCAUGUUGAUACUCGCCUUCAUGUCAUUCGAACGUUUCCUACUUAUCGCCGAUCCGUUUCGCAGUCAACACCGUAUCGGUAUUAAGAAUAUUUUUAUAGCCCUACUGGCUAUCUGGUUGAUGGGCGUGGGCAUUGCAGUGGCGCCAGUUGCGCUAUGGCACUCAAGCACCAAAUUCUAUGGCACCUACUCGGGCACAUGCUUCCCGUUGCACAUACAAGAACCAUAUCCACUGGGUUGGCAAUAUUCGGCGUUCAUCUUCUUGGGCGUGAAUUUAUUUUUACUACUAAUGAUUGCGCUACUCUAUACAGCGUUGCUUAUAUCCAUUUGGCGUACACGUAAAGCGACACCACUCUCCCUGUUGGAUUGUGAAUUUGCGGUGCGUUUCUUUUUCAUUGUACUCACGGAUGUGUUGUGUUGGGCGCCUAUUAUUGCCAUGAAGAUUUGGGUCUUCUUCAACUAUAACAUUUCGGACGAUAUCUACGCUUGGUUGGUAGUAUUCAUAUUGCCGCUGAAUUCCGCUGUCAAUCCGCUGCUGUACACAUUCACCACUCCGAAAUAUCGCAAUCAAAUACUCUUACGCGGUUGGAAGAAAAUAACAUCGCGACGUCGAGCUGAUCCAUCUAACGGUUUGGCGACGACAAUUGCAACCGCCACCGCAUCAUCAAAUCCGGAUGAAUCGUCGAGCAAGGCUAUACCGCUGACCGUGAAUCAUUGAGAGUAGCUUUAUUCGUACAAAUAUCUAUGUAGUUAUACAUAGAGGGUGGUCACUAUGGUUCUAUCGUAAUUACUGUUGACCGUGUUAGUCAUAGUGUUUGCAAAGAAAAUGGUUCAUGGUGCCACCACUCCAAAAACUGGUUCCGAAAAGUGCGCUUGAUAAAUAUGCAGUUCAUUAUAUUAAUUUUUUCUCUCACCAUAAAAGUUCAACCUUUCCAAAUCCACUUCCACAUGUAAUGGCGGUCCGUGUCUGUCAAAGUUCGGAUUUCAGUUUUAUUGUUGUUGUUUUAACGGUUACCCAAACCUGCUUCAUCCUCUUCUUCUUGACUGGCGUAGACACCGCUUACGCGGUUAUAGCCGCAAAACCUUUCUCUCGAAAACUCCUAGUGCCGCCUCAUCGGAUGUUGACACCGUCCACGCUUCUGCACCAUAAAGUAGGACGGGAAUGAUAAGGGACUUGUUGAGUUUAGUUUUUGUUCGUCGAGAGAGGACUUUACUUUUCAAUUGCCUACUCAGUCCAUAGUAGCACCUGUUGGCAAGAGUCAUUCUGCGUUGGAUUUCAAGGCUGACAUUAUUUUUGAUGUUAAUGCUGGUUCCCAGGUAGACGAAAUUAUCUACAACUUCAAAGUUAUGACUGUCAACAGUGACGUGGAAGCCAAGACGCGAAUGCGCUGACUGUUUGUUUGAUGACAGGAGAUAUUUCGUCUUGUCCUCGUUCUCCGCCAGACCCAUUCGCUUCGCUUCCUUAUCCAGGCGGGAAAAAGCAGAACUAACGGCGCGGGUGUUGUUUCCAAUGAUAUCGAUAUCAUCGGCGUACGCCAGUAGCUGUACACUCUUAUAAAAAAUUAUACCUUCGCUGUUUAGCUCUGCAGCUCGUAUUAUUUUUUCCAACAUCAAGUUAAAGAAGUCGCACGAUAGUGAGUCACCUUGUCUGAAACCUCGUUUGGUAUCGAACGGCUCGGAGAGGUCCUUCCCAAUCAUGACGGAGCUUUUGGUGUUGCUCAACGUCAACUUACACAGCCGUAUUAGUUUUACGGGGAUACCAAAUUCAGACAUCGCGGCAUAAAGGCAGCUUCUUUUCGUGCUGUCGAAAGCAGCUUUAAAGUCGGCAAAUAUAUGGUGUGUGUCGAUCCUCUUAUCACGGGUCUUCUCAAAGAUUUGGCGCAUGGUGAAUAUCUGGUCAGUUGUUGAUUUUCCAGGUCUAAAGCUAAACUGAUAAAGUCCAAUCAGUUUGUUGAUGGUGGGCUUUAGUCUUUCACACAGUACGCUCGAUAGAACCUUAUAAACGAUGUUAAGAAGACUUAUCCCACGAUAGUUGGCGCAGAUUGUGGGAUCUCCCUUUUUGUGGAUUGGGCAGAGUACACUGAGAUUCCAAACGUCGGGCAUGCUUUCUUCCGACCAUAUUCCGCAAAGAAGCUGAUGCAUGCACCUUAUCAGCUCUUCGCCGCCGUAUUUGAAUAGCUCGGCCGGCAAUCCAUCGGCCACCGCCGCCUUGUUGUUCUUCAAGCGGAUAAUUGCUAUUCUAAUUCCUGCUUCAACCGGAAAGCUUAAAUUAAUUGAUCAAAAUCAUCUAACGGUAGGCCACGGAAACGAGCUAUUUCGAUAGGGUCGGGCGAGAGGGAAAGGGGUGUUAGAUGAGUGGUGUUUAGGGGGUAUGCAAAGAGGUGGUUAGUGUCAUGGGAGACUCUUUGCAUGCAGGACAUAUGUUGAGUAUGUCAGGCUCUAGUCUGGAAGCUACAGUAUCCAGAAAGAACUUGAGCGAGGGUCACUCUAGUUUCGCAAGGCAACUCAAGCUCUAUGUGUGCUGUGGUGAUGUUUUAUCUUCAAGUACGCCAUUCACGGGCAGGGAGUCGACGAAGAUGUUAAUGGCUCCUCUGUAAAUGGCGUUCAGUGCUUGUCGAAAGUCUGUCGCAUCCGAAGUACUGUCGGUAUAGUCCUGGUACUCUUGAUGGCUCUGUCUGGAGAGAAUUUCGUUAUGCACAGGUAUGCAAUCCCCACAACAGCCGGUUCUGCGAUAGCUGGAUUGACACGGAUUUUCAGAUCCCACUAAGGGCUAUUAUUUAGGCGUUCCAGACCUGUUUGGAUACGUCAGUUUUAGAUUUUGACUUUUUUCUUCGAAGCUGCUUUGUAUUCUUAAACUCUUUCCAAAUUAUUACGGAUAAUAGUCUUCUUCCGGUAAAUUUAGUUUAUAUAGCGUUAUAUUAUGAGGCUCUAAUCCAUCAGUUCUAGAAAUCCUGAGAGCAAUCAACUACUAUUUAAUAAUAGUUACUUGUAUCCUUCAGAUACUCCGUCUAAUUUAGGCAUACCUUAGGUUCUUCGAGGCUAUUGCUAUAGAAGGCAGUGUUAAUGAAAUUGUCUGCGUUUUUCUCGGAUGUCGAUAUGCCGUAAUAUUAUAGAUUCUUAUAUGAACCGACACUGUCAAAAUAAUGUAUCAACCAUAUGGAUCACCCUUUAUACAAAUGAAUUAUGUAAGAACGUAUGUAUUUCCGUGCCACCAAGUGGUUGAGCGGUCAUCAUCAUCUAUUAAAAACACAUAUUACAUACAAACAUAAAUAGCUGUAAGUAAGAAAAUA
Zeugodacus cucurbitae (melon fly) is the source of this 5827-nucleotide messenger RNA. RefSeq names its product relaxin receptor 2 (gene Lgr3). Gene Ontology annotation, cellular component: membrane. Lineage: Eukaryota; Metazoa; Arthropoda; Insecta; Diptera; Tephritidae. Gene Ontology annotation, biological process: G protein-coupled receptor signaling pathway. Gene Ontology annotation, molecular function: protein binding; G protein-coupled receptor activity. The coding region runs from base 886 to 3255 and encodes 789 amino acids. The record is from RefSeq and is a predicted model, not a curated record. The transcript has 12 exons.